AUGUUUUGGGUGGAAAUCAGCACUUAUCAGACAUCUAAAAUUUCAUACGGGAGAGAAGCUCCAUUCCUGCUCGGAAUGCGGGAAAUGUUUUUUCCAUCAAAAUCAGAACUUGUCAGACAUCUACGAAUCCACACUGGAGAGAAGCCGUAUUCCUGUGCCGAGUGCGGGAAAUGUUUUUCAGAAGAAUCUUCUCUUUCUCAUCACCAGAGAUGCCACCUGGAUUACAAGCCGUAUUCCUGCACAGAGUGUGGGAAAAGUUAUCCAAGAAAAUCGGAACUUGUCACUCAUCAAAGAUCUCACACAGAAGAGAAUUCGUAUUCCUGCUCUGAGUGCGGGAAAUGUUUUGGGUGGAAAUCAGCACUUGUCAGACAUCUAAAAUUUCAUACAGGAGAGAAGCUCCAUGCCUGCCCGGAGUGCGGGAAAUGUUUUCCAGCAAAAUCAGAACUUGUCAGACAUCUACGAAUUCACACUGGAGAGAAGCCGUAUUCCUGUGCUGAGUGUGGGAAAAAGCUACGAAUUCACACGGGGGAGAAGCCAUAUUCCUGUGCUGAGUGCGGGAAAUGUUUUUCACAAACAUCUUCUCUUUCUGAGCAUCAGAAAAGCCACUUGGACAACAACCCAUAUUCUUGCCCAGAGUGCGGGAAAUGUUAUAUAAGUAAGUCACAGCUUCUAACACAUCAGAGAUCUCACACUGGGGAGAAGCCGUACUCGUGUCCUGAGUGCGGGAAAUGUUUUUCUCUGAAUUCAACACUUAUCAGACAUCUAAAAUCUCACACGGGCAAGAAGCCGUAUUCCUGUCCUGAGUGCGGGAAACGUUUUUCAGAGAUGUCCAGGCUUUACAGACAUCAGACAUUGCACACGAAGGAAAAGCCGUAUUCCUGUCCUGAGUGCGGGAAAUGUUUUGCUUGGAAAUCAGCACUUGCCACACAUCAAAAAUCUCACACGGGAGAGAGGCCACACUCCUGUGCUGAGUGCGGGAAAUGUUAUCCGCUGAAAUCAACUCUUGUGAGACACCAAAAAUCUCACGAACGAAGAAACUGCAUGCCUGACUUAAGUUUGGAAAAUGUAUUUUUUUAG
Staurois parvus is the source of this 1077-nucleotide messenger RNA. The record is from the annotation of a GenBank genome assembly. NCBI's taxonomy places the organism in Eukaryota, Metazoa, Chordata, Amphibia, Anura, Ranidae.